This is a messenger RNA of Chaetomium globosum CBS 148.51, 2127 nucleotides long. RefSeq lists its product as uncharacterized. Bases 1 to 2127 code for a protein of 708 amino acids. Gene Ontology annotation, molecular function: tyrosine-tRNA ligase activity; ATP binding; RNA binding. Lineage: Eukaryota; Fungi; Ascomycota; Sordariomycetes; Sordariales; Chaetomiaceae. The record is from RefSeq and is a predicted model, not a curated record. Gene Ontology annotation, biological process: tyrosyl-tRNA aminoacylation. Gene Ontology annotation, cellular component: mitochondrion; cytosol. The transcript has 3 exons.
AUGGCGCCCUUAGUGGCACCGCUCCUCCGGCGAGGUGGUGUCUGCCGCAGUUGCCUAUUCACACUCGCCAAAGGCGUAUCACCCAUUCAGCGCAGGAAUGUCACGAACAGUUGGUACAAGAAGCAGGGAAUGGCACUGAUCGAAUGGGAGAAACGCGCAGAAGAGAUUAAGAAAGGGAAUAUUCCCAAUACCUGGGACAUGCUGGAGGAACGGGGUUACGUCAAGGACAUAGCUGGGUCGAGAGAGACGAUUCGCGAAAUGAUGAGGCUGAAACGGGUAAAAGCCUAUGUCGGCGUCGACCCCACGGCGAGCUCGCUCCACGUCGGCCACCUCCUCCCUCUCAUGCCGCUCUUCUGGAUGUACAUGCACGGAUAUGGCGCCUUCACGCUCCUCGGCGGAUCGACGGUCAAAAUUGGGGACCCAACAGAUCGGUUAAAAGAUCGAGAGCCGAUCGCCAAGGCCGACCUGGCCAUGAACGUCACCAAGGUGCAUUUUCAGCUGAAGAAGCUGUGGGCCAAUGUCGAGACCCAGGCCAGAAGGUAUGGAUACGAAAAGGAGUGGGCCUGGCAACGGGCCGUGGUCAACAACAACACGUGGUGGAAUUCGGUGACUUUGCUUGAGGUCUUGAGGAGGGCUGGCAGGCAUAUGCGGAUUGGGCCCAUGCUAUCCCGCGAGACUGUCAAGAGGAAGAUGUCGGAAGGAGACGGCAUGUCAUUUGCCGAGUUUACGUACCCCAUCAUGCAGGGCUGGGAUUGGUGGACGCUCUUCAACCAGCAGAAAGUGCAGAUGCAGAUUGGCGGCUCGGACCAGUACGGCAACAUCGUAGCCGGCGUUGAUAUUGUUAAGACCGUUCGAGACACCGAGCCCGAUGAAGCGCGACGGAUACCUCGGGAUGGCCCGAUCGACGACCCAGCAGGCUUUACCGUUCCGCUCCUGCUUGACUCGUCUGGUGUCAAAUUCGGGAAAAGCGCCGGGAAUGCGGUAUGGCUGGACCACUUCAUGACGAGCACCUUCGAUCUGUACGGCUACUUUGUCCGGCGGCCGGAUGACGAUGUGGAGAAGCUCCUUAAGCUAUUCACUUUCAUGCCCCUGGAGGCCAUUCAGAAGGUCAUGGCACAACAAAUGGAGGACCCGUCCAAGCGCGUCGCGCAGCACUGCCUUGCCUACGAAGUAUUGACAUUGGUACAUGGGGAAGAGGCCGCAAAAGAGGCACGGGAACAACACCAAAUGAUGUACAACAAAGUUCCGCUCCCGGUCGUGGCCGGGGCGCCGGGCGCCGAGUAUGAGCCCCCAGUUGGACCGACGACUUUGAACAAUGCGCCACGGAUCGACAUGAGACUCCCGAGAUCUCUGAUCAUGGGCAAAUCGAUCGGCCGCAUCCUGUAUGCCGCCGGCCUUGCCUCGAGCACUAGCGACGGCCACCGGCUUGCUGCGCAAAAGGCCGCCUAUAUCGGCGGUCUGCCCGGCCGCCGCCCCGGCAAGGGCGAACCCAUGAACCCGUCACAGUUGACGUGGAAUCCCGUCACCCUCUGGUUCCCGCAGGAGACUGGGAAGUAUUUGAUCGACGACAAGCUCCUCAUCCUCCGCAAGGGCAAGCACAACGUACGUAUCAUCCAGGUGAUCAGCGACGUGGAAUACGAGGAAUCGGGCGAGGAGUACCCGGGCAUGCUAUUUAAGGGCCGUAUCCGUGAGCUCAAGGCACUCUUCAAGGAUCUCAAGGAGGGUCGCAAGACCCCCGAGCAGAUGCGAGAGUAUGCGUCGAGAAUCCAAGAGACUUACCCGUCAAGGAAGUCCCCGCCGGAAGGAAGACUCCGGGCUGAGUUGAGGACUCUAUCUAGGAUAGAGGAGAGGAGAAAUCAGGAGAAACGUGAUGCGGAAUAUGCGGAGAGGGAGAGCAAGCGAGUGGAGGCGUUGGACAGGAGGGCGGAGAUAUUGGAAAGGAGGGAGGAGGAAGAGAUGAAGCGGCAGGAGGGAGAGGACCAAGGGGCAGAGGCGAAGAAGCAGGAGGGAGAGAUGAACCGGCAGGAGGGAGAGGACCAAAGGACAGAGGCGAAGAAACAGGAGGGAGAGGACCAAGGGGGAGAGGUGAAGAAGCAAGGGGAAGAAGAGGGGAGCGAGAGACCUUAG